Fraxinus pennsylvanica is the source of this 1377-nucleotide messenger RNA. Lineage: Eukaryota; Viridiplantae; Streptophyta; Magnoliopsida; Lamiales; Oleaceae. The record is from the annotation of a GenBank genome assembly.
AUGGAAGACAAACUGGCUGCUGUUGGGAACAGGCUUCUUCAGCCUCUGGAUUCUCUCGAUGAACUCCUGCCUUUGCUUGAUGUGGUCGUGGUGGUGACACUGCAUUUCUGGUUGUGCGAUGGUGGUGAGGUAUGGUGUGUUGGAUGUGGAGGUGGAGGUAGUGGUAGUGGUAGUGGUAGUGGUGGUGUGCUUGAUGUGGAGGUAGAGGUGGAGGUGGAGGUGAUGGUUGUUGAGCUAGUUCCAUAUGUAGAGGCAUGGUCAUGGCAAAAGGCCAUUGUGAAAGCGAGAAAAAUUGUGAGUACAAAGGAGGAAUAUUUUUCUGAUACACUAAUUAUUUUGCAACACCAGACAGUUUACACAUUGGGCACUGGCAAUUCAGAAGAAUUCUUAAAUUUUGAUAUAAAGAACGCUCCUUUCGAUUCGCAUCUAACAGAACGCGGUGGCGAAGUUACAUUCCAUGUGCCUGGUCAGCUUGUCUUUUUGUAUUUUGGAACUGACAUGUUAUCAAUCUCAAAUAUCACAAGAUGGAUCUUCAUUGGCACCUCGGGGCACUUGAAGAUGGUCAUUCGUGUUCUUUCUGCGACAGCUAUUGAUGCAUCACGAGUUGAUGGCGAAACUGGUGUUUGGGUUGAUAGUUCCAUGCGGGAUCGUCAAGUUGGAAGUAUAAAGGGACUGUUAAGAGAAACUGUGUCGUCUAACGGAAAUAGAGCAGCAAAUAUUGAUCACACUGAUGACUGCAAGUUGAUUGAUGCUGCUUAUAAAUCAUUAAUUAGACCAGUUUACACAUUGGGCACUGAUAGUUCAGAAGAAUUCUUAAAUUUUGAUAUAAAGAACGCUCCUUUCGAUUCGCAUCGAACAGAACGCGGUGGCGAAGUUACAUUCCAUGUGCCUGGUCAGCUAGUUAUGUACCCCAUUAUCAAUCUCAAAUAUCACAAGAUGGAUCUUCAUUGGUACCUCAGGGCACUUGAGAGGUUAUGUAGCUUUUCAAGAAGAUUUGUUAAUUUUCUCCUGUCUUUGAUGUUUUCAUUGGAACUAAUAUGGGAUCUUAACACCUUCAGGAGACAAGAAAUUAGCAGCCUUUGGUAUAAAAGUAUCACAAUGGGUAACAUUUCAUGGAUUGGCACUGAAUGUCACCACAGAUAUUGCACCCUUUCAUCAGAUAGUUCCAUGCGUGAUCCCGGGUCGUCAAGUUGGAAGAAUAAAGGACUGUUAAGAGAAACUCUGUCGUCUAACGGGCAUAGAGCAGCAAAUAUUGAUCACGCUGAUGACAGCAAGUUGAUUGAUACUGCUUAUAAAUCAUUAAUUAGAGAGUUUUGUGAUGUUUUCCAACUUGAUCUGCAGCCUAAGUUUGUACCAUCCAGAUGGAAUACCUUUUAA